Messenger RNA from Funneliformis mosseae, 153 nucleotides. Lineage: Eukaryota; Fungi; Glomeromycota; Glomeromycetes; Glomerales; Glomeraceae. The record is from the annotation of a GenBank genome assembly.
AUGUCAGCGACUAAGGUAUUAGCUAAAAUAGUUCUAUCUACUAAUGUCAGUAUAGAAAAAGAUAGACUAGUCUCUGAUAAUGACGAAGCUUUUAAUGAUUUUGAGGUUGUUACGAAGUUAGGAAAAGCUGAUCUCAUAUUAGGAAUACUAUAG